UUAUAAUAUAUUUGGAGCCGAGCAAGGAUGAUAGUAUACUACUCCAUGGAAAGAACAAAAUUAAAUUUAAUAUCAAUAAUUUUUUGUUUCCUACUUUUUCUAAGCUUCAAACAACUCAUUACAAAAGCUCAAUCACCUACUUAUGUUGGAGAUGAUUGUAAUUACACAAAACCAAAACCUCUAACCAAUGCAUACCAAACAAAUCUCAACAGCAUCCUCUUAAAUCUAUCCAAUGAUGCAGCAACAAGCAAAGGCUAUAACUACACAAGCAUAGGAGACAACAACACAACCAAAGUGUACGGCCUCUAUGAUUGUCGUAGUGAUGUUGUUGGAUUCUUUUGUCAAUUUUGUGUUGCUGCUGCUACAAGAGAAGUUCUUCAGCGUUGUCCUAAUAGAGCCUCUGCUACUAUAUUUUUUACCAUUUGCAUUUUAAGGUACUCAAAUGAGAAUUUCUUUGGGAAAGUUAUUACAUACCCUGCAUGGAAUCAUUUAGGAGACAAAAAUGUCUCUAGUGUAGUAGAGAUUCAGAAAGGUGAGGAUUUCAUGAAAGGUUUAAUUAGAAAAGCAACUAAUCAGACCAACCAAUUGUUCUACAUGGAUGGUUUCAAUUUGAGUUCUACUCAGAGAAGGUAUGGUCUGGUUCAAUGCACUAGAGAUCUUACAAAUGAAGGGUGUGGACAGUGUUUAGAGACUCUGUUAUCAAAAAUUCCUAAAUGUUGUGAGCAUAAGUUGGGAUGGCAGGUUGGAUGUGUUAGCUGUUUGAUAAGGUAUGAUGAGAAUAUGUUCUAUCUCCACAAUCAAUCACCUUCACCUUCAGUACAAGCUGAUCCACAAACAGGUUGGCUGACACCUGCAUAUGAGGAAAUACUGAAUGCAGACCUGCCAACAAUUCCAUUGAUCACAAUUCAACAUUGUACUGGUAACUUUUCAGAAACAUCUAAAUUAGGGGAAGGUGGAUUUGGCUCUGUUUACAAGGGAAUUUUGCCAGAUGGAAGAGAAAUAGCAGUCAAAAGACUGUCAAGUAGUUCUGGUCAAGGAUCAGAGGAGUUCAAGAAUGAAGUAAUGUUUAUAGCUAAAUUGCAACAUCGAAACCUUGUAAGACUUUUGGCAUGCUGCUUGGAAGGAAAUGAAAAGCUACUUGUAUAUGAGUUUAUGCCCAAUGCAAGUCUAGACUUUCACCUAUUUGAUGAUGAAAAAAGAAAGAAACUUGAUUGGAAACUAAGUUUGAGCAUUAUCAAUGGAAUAGCAAAAGGUCUUCUAUACCUCCAUGAGGAUUCUCGACUAAGGGUAAUUCAUAGAGAUCUCAAAGCUAGCAAUGUUCUAUUAGAUCAUGAAAUGAAUCCCAAAAUAUCAGAUUUUGGAUUGGCAAGGGCAUUUGAUAUAGGCCAAAUCCAAGCAAAUACAAGAAGAAUAAUGGGCACUUAUGGAUACAUGGCACCAGAAUACACAAUGGAAGGAGUAUUUUCUGUAAAAUCUGAUGUAUUCAGCUUUGGAGUACUAGUUUUGGAAAUCAUUAGUGGAAAAAAGAAUAAUGGAUUCUAUCUGUCAGAAGGACAUGGUCAAAGUCUUCUUUUAUAUACAUGGAAAAAAUGGUGCGAAGGUAAUUGUUUGGAAUUGAUGGAUUCAGUACUUGAAAAAUCCUGCAUACACAAUGAAGUUGUGAGGUGCAUAAACAUUGGUCUAUUGUGUGUUCAAGAAGAUGCAGCAGAUAGACCAACCAUGUCAAAUGUUGUUGUAAUGUUGGCUAGUGACACAAUGACCCUUCCAAAACCCAAACACCCUGCAUUUUCAAUUGGAAGAAUGACCAAUGAGGAUGCAUCUACCUCAAAAAGUUUCAAGGAUCCUUCCAAUAAUGAUGUAACAAUCUCAAACAUAUUACCCCGAUAGGAUACUGGGAUAAAUAUCUAUUUUGUUUGUUGUCAUCAAACAGGAAGAUGAAAAUGACAAGAAAAUGAAGAUUCUUUGAACAUCUGAAAUUAUGCAAAAUCUUACUUAAAAACAA
This is a messenger RNA of Cicer arietinum (chickpea), 2002 nucleotides long. Its product is annotated as cysteine-rich receptor-like protein kinase 10. NCBI's taxonomy places the organism in Eukaryota, Viridiplantae, Streptophyta, Magnoliopsida, Fabales, Fabaceae. Gene Ontology annotation, biological process: protein phosphorylation. The record is from RefSeq and is a predicted model, not a curated record. Gene Ontology annotation, molecular function: ATP binding; protein serine/threonine kinase activity. Gene Ontology annotation, cellular component: plasma membrane.